This is a messenger RNA of Microthlaspi erraticum, 306 nucleotides long. The record is from the annotation of a GenBank genome assembly. NCBI's taxonomy places the organism in Eukaryota, Viridiplantae, Streptophyta, Magnoliopsida, Brassicales, Brassicaceae.
AUGAUCUCGGCGUUUGCAAUGUAUGUAAUGGGCAAAGAAGCGGUCAGUGUGUUCAAAGACAUGGAGAGAUUCGGAUUGAAGCCCAACAGAGUGACAGUGAUCAGUGUUUUGAACGCUUGCAGCCAUGGAGGCUUAGCAGAAGAAGAGUUUCUUGAGUUUUUCAACAAGAUGGUAAGCAAGUACAAGAUCACUCCGGAUGUGAAGCACUAUGGAUGUUUAGUAGAUAUGCUGAGAGGAAAAGGGAGAUUAGCAGAAGCAGGGAAGAUUGCUUUGGAGAUUCCGAUCGACCAAAAGGCUGUGGUUUAG